Messenger RNA from Myotis myotis, 456 nucleotides. RefSeq names its product triggering receptor expressed on myeloid cells like 4 (gene TREML4). Lineage: Eukaryota; Metazoa; Chordata; Mammalia; Chiroptera; Vespertilionidae. The record is from RefSeq and is a predicted model, not a curated record. The transcript is spliced from 3 exons. Gene Ontology annotation, molecular function: signaling receptor activity. Gene Ontology annotation, biological process: positive regulation of toll-like receptor 7 signaling pathway. Gene Ontology annotation, cellular component: cell surface. The coding region runs from base 1 to 456 and encodes 151 amino acids.
AUGGCCUGGGGAGCCCCAUGCCUCCUUCUGCCACCUGUCCUGCUGGUGUUCCUGGCCUCAGGUUCCCAGGGACAGCAAGUUGUGCCUGAGGAGCUCCGUGACAUGGCAGGGCAGACACUCUCGGUGCGAUGCCAGUACUCUCCCACGGGAGGAUCCUACAGGCAGAAAACCUGGUGUCGGCAGAUAUCUCCAAAUCGCUGUACCAGGUUAGUCACCAGCUCUGAGCCCCGAACAGCAGUAACUCAGGAUUCUCGCUACACGAUCUGGGAUGUGCCAGAUGCUGGUUUCUUCAACAUCAGCACAGCUCAGCUGACCGAGAGGGACUCCGGCUUCUACUGGUGUGGACCCUACAACUCGUCUGAAAACACCAUCGCAGUUCUCAGAAACAUCAGCCUGCUGGUGUCUCCAGUCAUGCACCUUGAGACUGUCAUGGCCUCUCCUUCGCCACAGAAAUAG